GCCCGGCGUCGCCUAGUUACCGUGUUGUAUACAACAUGGCGGCUCCCGGAUCAGCGAUCUGUCUCCCGGCCGCAAAGUGAAGGGAUCGCGGUACAAAGGAGUGUGUUGCCCGGCUCUGGACAUGGCUAUGACCCUUCUCAGCCCCGGCCUUCCGGAGGAAUUCUCCUUUGUCAGUGCCCGAGACCUGGAGGAGAGGAGCGAUGGCGGGUGGGGGAGUCCCAGCCCUGACAACUGGAGGGACCCCAGGGAGUCUGACUCUGAAAGCGAGCAACAGGAGGACAGCAUGGAGGAACCAUUCGAUGGAGUGCUAAAUGAAGAAAGAGUUUCUGAAGGACUGUCAAUGUUGGGUUGUUCGGCUCUUGGAAAUGAACAAGUGUAUCUGCAUCUGACCAUAUCUAAUGAGAAACUGAGUGAUAUCAAGAUUCUCUAUAGUUAUGUACACCUGCAAAAUCUGGAUGUGUCCGGCAAUGAAAUCAGUGAUUUAUCAUGUGUCAGUUACAUGCCUUACUUGACUGAACUGAAUGCUUCCAACAACAUACUGAGUACUUUUUUUGAUUUCGAUCCUCCUAAAAAUCUCAAGGCUGUCAAUCUAUCAUUUAAUCAGAUAACUGACAUGAAGGAUUUAUCUGCUCACAAAGCUCUGACAACACUCUUACUAAACAAUAAUAAUAUCCAGGAAAUAACUGGCUUGCAGGAAUGCAUCAGUCUGACACAUCUGAACUUGGCACACAAUAGAAUAUGUAACAUCUGUGAAUUUGGUAACCUACCAAUCAAAACACUAAAUCUGGCCUGCAAUGAGAUCAGGAAGAUCAGCGGGUUGGAAAAUCUGAAAAGAUUACAAUCUUUGGACCUCUCAUCUAACCAGCUAUCCAGUCUCGAAGGUCUAGAGGGACUGGAACUUCUACAUACACUUGACCUGCAAGACAAUGGAAUUUGUCAUAUCAGUGAAAUUGCUUUCAUUGAAGAACUGCCUUUCCUCCAUGUUCUGAAUCUCCUACAAAAUCCAGUACAGGAACAAGAUGAAUACUGGCUGUCAGUGCUGUUUAUGCUGCAAAGAUUAACCGAAUUGGAUAUGAAAAAGAUCAAAGUUGAGGAGAAGGUGGCAGCAGUGAAUAAGUAUGAUCCUCCACCAGAGGUAAUUGCUGCACGGGAUCAUAUGGCCAAUGUUAUGUACAGCAUUAUCCAGCCACAAAAGAUCUUGGACAGCACAUUGCCCAACCUGGAUACCCCCUAUCCCAUGCUGGUGCUGACGGGGCCCCAGUCCUGUGGGAAGCGCGAGUUAGCACAUAGAAUGUGCAGAGAGUUCAAGGAGUUCUUCCGCUACGGCCCCUGUCACACCACCAGAAAUCCUUACUUUGGAGAAGAGAAACGGUUUGAUUUCCAUUUUGUCACCCCUGAGAUAUUUGAAGAUAUGACAUGCUCCGGUCUGUUUCUUCUGACUAUGAAAUACAGUGGUCACUACUAUGGUCUGAGCGGAGAGGCCGUGGAGUCUGUUGCCAGAGAAGGCCUUGCUUGCUGCACUCACAUGGAAAUAGAGGGUGUUAGAAGUUUGAAGAAUUCUUACUUUAAACCCCGCUACAUCUUGCUCCUGCCAAUGAACAAGGAGAAGUAUGAAGGCUGGCUGAGGAGGAAGGGUUUGUUCACUAGACCUGAGAUAGAUGUUGCUGUGUCUAGAGUGGAUAUGUAUAUAAAGAUACACCAGGACUGCCCAGGCUACUUUGAUGCAGUCAUCAACACAGAUGAUUUAGAUGAAGCCUACAAUGAAUUAAGAUUGCUUGUUAAAGAGUACCUAGGCCUGACUGAGCCAGGACAAUCCAGUCAGAGCUUAACCAGAGCUAAAUCUGGAACCGAUUCUGGGAAACCUCUGACUGGAUCCUCAGCAAAUGAUGCAACUAAAGGCUCCCAGAACAACACCUACAAUGAAUUUCAGGAUUCUGCUGCAAGAAAUUAUUCUGCUAGAGUCUCAGCCAAAGUUUCCUCUCAAACACCUGCAGAGGAGGCCUCUGUUCGUAGACGUCAGCAAGCAGCAAGACAGGCUUUAGUAGGAAAGACUCCUGGAACAUACACCCAGCUGUUUCAGAGAGGUCCAGUAACUGCUCCAGCAACAUUAGGCACCCACCGCCGCCUUCUAGACCCUACAUCAUGCACGUCAAUGAAACCAAGUGGUAGUAACGUAACUGCAGAUCGUAGUUUCCCACCAGCCAGCCCUGACACCAGUUCCAGAGACUCCAGGCCUAGUUCUGGCUUGUCCUUAUUGUCUUCAGCUGGUGCCUUUUCUGCUAGAAGAUCAUCUUCUCAGCCAACGCCUGUCAUCAACAUUCAGUCCCCUCCAGAAGAAAAUGUAGAACCAUUGGAUCUCUCUGGCAUUAGGCAAGAGCAAGACAGUAUUUCAGGUGAUAAAAAGAGUCUGGGCAACACUCCAGAAACACCACGUCUAUCAUCAUCAUCCACUCGCUCUUAUGUCAGAACAUCAAAGUCCAAAUCUUGCUCAUCGCUGCUUUCUGCUCAUGCAAGCCGUCCAGGGUCGAAUACCAAACCCAUUCUACCACCUAUUCCAUCAGGACGCAAGAGGUUUCAAAGUUAAUUCUGCUACCCCUUUGGCACUAGACCAGGCUUUCAAUUUUUCUCCUAAAUGCUUUGCAUUAAACAUUGUUUACUGAAUUGUUGUUUCAAGAGCUAUUCAGUAUCAUAUAAUCAAAAUUAUUUUGUUUGACCUUUGACUUACAGGGGCUAAUUUAUUAAAGUAGUUGAGAAUCUUCACUCAACUUAUAGUUGUGUCCACUUUGAAUACCCAAUCAUGUUCAGAUAAAAUAAACAGGAAUUCGUUUUUUCCAUGACUGAAUCUUCAAUCUUGGCUUCCUGGCUGUCAUGAUUCAGUGGCUUUUGUACUUUGUGUCAUUAACUUGGAACAAAUAUGCAGUUCACAAGUUAUAAUUUUCUUCUCGUCGGUUUCUUCUGGGUCAGUGACUCAAAGUAUUGAAGCCAGAUUAAGUUUGCAGUGGAAGUCUACAGAGAAACCCAUUUAAUGGGGAUGUUGGGUUUGCUAGGACAAUACUGUAAUGUAUUUGCUCAAAAUUACAGCAUGUACAUUUAUAUUGCACUUUUGGCUGAGCAUUCAAUAACCAAGAUUUCUUUAUUUAUAUGCACCAAUUUACAAUAUUGACUGAUUGUAGUUUAAUAAACUGUGAUUGCACUGAGAAUUA
This is a messenger RNA of Rana temporaria (common frog), 3203 nucleotides long. It is a transcript of the gene LRGUK, whose product is annotated as leucine rich repeats and guanylate kinase domain containing. Gene Ontology annotation, molecular function: protein binding; GMP kinase activity. Bases 122 to 2584 code for a protein of 820 amino acids. NCBI's taxonomy places the organism in Eukaryota, Metazoa, Chordata, Amphibia, Anura, Ranidae. Gene Ontology annotation, cellular component: cytosol. The record is from RefSeq and is a predicted model, not a curated record. The transcript has 20 exons.